This is a messenger RNA of Phytophthora infestans T30-4, 2013 nucleotides long. RefSeq names its product leukotriene A-4 hydrolase-like protein. Bases 1 to 2013 code for a protein of 670 amino acids. Gene Ontology annotation, molecular function: zinc ion binding; metallopeptidase activity. Gene Ontology annotation, cellular component: cytosol. The transcript has a single exon. Gene Ontology annotation, biological process: proteolysis. NCBI's taxonomy places the organism in Eukaryota, Oomycota, Peronosporomycetes, Peronosporales, Peronosporaceae. The record is from RefSeq and is a predicted model, not a curated record.
AUGGAUCAAGAGCGCCCCCUUCGCUCGCAUUCGUACUCGAACCUGGACGAGGUGACGUUCACGCAUCUCAAUUGGGUCAUUGCGCUGGACUUCGCAGCCCAGCAACUCAAGGGAUACGCCGAGUACACGUUCCACCACGCCUCGACCGCCACGUCCUCCGUUGUGGUGCUGGACACGCACCAUUUGAGCGUCUCCAAAGUCUAUGCAGACGGCAAGGAGACGCCCUUCGCUCUGGCCGAGAAGGAGCACCCGGUAUUCGGCCGCGCACUCGUGGUGUCCGUGCCCAGCCACGCCACGAAGAUCCGUGUGGAUUACACCACAUCCGACGCCUCCAGCGGCCUGCAGUGGCUCAGCAAGGAGCUCACAGCCGGCAAGACGCACCCGUAUCUCUUCACGCAGUGCCAGGCCAUCCACGCACGCACCAUCGUGCCGUGUCCGGACACGCCGGCGUGUAAAUUCACGUACUCGGCCACAGUCACGGUGCCGGACUGGUGCACGUGUCUGAUGAGCGCCAUAGCAGACCCGCAGGGCCGCAAGAACCACAACACUAUGGACGCUACCUACCAAGUCUCAUUCCAGCAGUCCGUGCCCAUUCCUUCCUAUCUACUGGCCAUCGUGGCCGGUAAACUGGAGAGUGUGGACUUGGGGCCACGUAGUCGCGUGUGGGCGGAGCCUACGGUGGUGACGAAAGCUGCCCACGAGUUUGCGCAGACGGAGGCGUUCUUGCAACACGCCGAGGAGAUCACAGGCCAGGAGUAUGUGUGGAAGCGAUACGAUCUCGUGUGUCUGCCCCCUUCUUUCCCGUACGGAGGCAUGGAGAAUCCUUGCUUGACGUUUGUGACCCCCACGCUGUUGGCCGGAGACCGCUCGCUUGCUGACGUGGUGGCGCACGAGAUCUCGCACUCGUGGACGGGGAACCUCGUGACGAACCGCUCGUGGACCGAUUUCUGGCUCAACGAGGGCUGGACCAUGUGGCUGGAGCGGAAGAUCCAGACGCGCAUCGCACAGGACCCCAAGGCGUACGACCUCAAGGCUGCGAUGGGUCUACGCGACCUCAUCGAGUCAGUGGAGGAGUUCGGCCCCACCCAUCCGUACACGGCGCUGGUGCCCGACACGGACGGCGUCGACCCGGACGAGGUGUUUUCCUCGAUUCCGUAUGAAAAAGGCUUUAAUUUCCUACACUAUCUGUCAACGGUCGUCGGUGGGCACCAAGUGUUCGAUACGUUCGCCAAGGCUUACAUCCAGGAGUUCAAGUUCAAGACGCUCACGUCGAGCGACUUCCGUGCGUUCUUUGAGAAAUACUUUGCCGACAAGCAGGAGGCGCUUCGUGCGAUCGACUGGGAGGCCUGGUACCACUCGCCUGGCAUGCCGCCUGUGGCCAACAAGUUCGACACGACGUUGACGAGCCAAGCGACCAAGUUGGGCGAGCAGAUGACGGCGAGUAGCAACGCGGACACGUGGACGAGCGUCGCGCAGGAUGUGCUGACGAAGUGGCCCGCCAGUCUGUGGAUCUUGCUGCUGGACACGCUGCUACUGAGACAGGAGCACGCGCGCUUGACGCCGGCCCACUUGGACGCGAUCGACUCGUUCACGCAGCACCACUUGACGACCACACACAACUCGGAGCUGCGAUUCCGGUGGUACACUGUGUUGCUUCGUGCGGGCGACCUGCGUGUGCUUGACAGGACUGUGGAGAUGCUGAAGGAACAGGGUCGGAUGAAGUUCGUACGUCCGCUCUUCCGCGACCUGUGCACAGCGCUGGGUCCUGCACAGGCCGAGGCAAUCUUUGCGGACUGUAAGCAUCUAUAUCACCCGAUUGCAGCUAAGAUGAUCCAGCGAGACAUUGAGAACAGCAUCGCCAAGGCUAAAGGCAGGAAGGUCAAGUUCGCGUCCCCCACGACCCCGAGCGCUCUGGCUCAAUGGCUGGGAGUGUCGGACGAGAUCGUGACCUAUGCGGCUGUGGCCGCUGCUGUCACCACGGUGGCACUUGUCGUCGUCUCUCGUCGGCGGUAG